UUUGUCAACUUGGUCAAGCAAAUUACGAUUCUUGUAAGCUAGCAAAUUUCUUCAAUCUUCCUUCCGUUACAAUAAAGUUGAGGUAAAGGGGUCGUCUGUCGUCAGCUUUAUCAUCCUGAGAUUUUUGAGGGUCUUGCUGAAAAAAAGAUGUUGGCUGUUUUUGAGAAAUCAAUUGCAAAACCACCUGAAGAGCUGAGUCUUCCUUCUUCAAUGGGUUUAGAGAAGUCCAUGACCCGAGAACAAAUCUUGGAGAAUUUUCGGUCUUCUUGUACUGAGUUGACUGUGUGCAAUCUUGCAAAUCGGAAUUUCAUGGCCUUGUCUGAAGAUGAUAAUAGUUUUGAACACCCCAGGUCUAUCGUUGUCGUAGACGACGUCUUCUGUAUUUUCAUUGGAACUCUUGAAAACACUUCAGAUCUUAGACGCCAUUAUGGCCUUCAAAGACAAGCAACGGAAGCCAUCGUUGUGGUUGAGGCCUAUAAGGUUCUAAGAGAUAGAGCACCUUACCCAACUGAUCAAGUCAUUAAAGAUCUCCAAGGAAACUUUGCAUUUGUCCUCUUUGAUGCUGCAUCUGGUACUCUUUUUGCAGCCAGGGACCGUAAUGGAGGCGUUGAACUUCACUGGGGAUUGGCUGGUGAUGGAUACUUGGUCUUUUCCAACAAUCCCAACUUCAUCAAAGAAGCUUGUGGAAACUCUCACUCACCUUUUCCUCCAGGCUGCAUUUUCAAGAAUGGAAGUGAGCUAAAAAGCUUUGAUCAUCCACUACACAAGGUAAGAGCAAUUGCACGUGAAGAUGACAACGGAAGCAUCUGCGGGGUCAUUUUUCAGGUGGACUUGUACACUCGACUCCACAGCAUUCUGCGCACUGGCAGUGCGGCUAAUUGGGCAGACGAAACUGUUGUCAUUUUCGAGGGAGAAUCACGACCAGAUGAGAAAGAUCUCAAUGCUUUUUAGAGAUAAAAAUGAUCGAGACAUGAUCAAAUCAGUUUAUUAACGCUUCAUGAGAUUGCAGAACAAUUUGG
This is a messenger RNA of Morus notabilis, 1019 nucleotides long. Its product is annotated as stem-specific protein TSJT1. NCBI's taxonomy places the organism in Eukaryota, Viridiplantae, Streptophyta, Magnoliopsida, Rosales, Moraceae. Bases 148 to 951 code for a protein of 267 amino acids. The transcript has 5 exons. The record is from RefSeq and is a predicted model, not a curated record.